Messenger RNA from Biomphalaria glabrata, 2054 nucleotides. RefSeq names its product alpha-(1,6)-fucosyltransferase-like. The record is from RefSeq and is a predicted model, not a curated record. Lineage: Eukaryota; Metazoa; Mollusca; Gastropoda; Planorbidae. The transcript is spliced from 5 exons. Gene Ontology annotation, molecular function: protein binding; alpha-(1->6)-fucosyltransferase activity. The coding region runs from base 159 to 1991 and encodes 610 amino acids. Gene Ontology annotation, biological process: protein N-linked glycosylation.
AGCGUCUUUCGCAUUGUUUAGUUUAUGGUGGAAAUCUCCAAUCAAUUGUUUCCUGCACUAUUGCAAACUUGAAUCAAACAUCCGGGACUCCAUUUUCUUGGAUGCUUCGCUUGUAGUAGAUCUACCAACCAUUAUUUUGGGUCACUGCAUCUAACACCAUGGGAAGAGAAUCUGAUAGUCUCAAGAGUACCGAACACAACUUCAGCUCAAGACAGUCCAUUCUUCUCCUCGCCAUUAUGGUGUACUCGCUUGGUAUUGUAGGCCAGUACUUUCUGUUGAAUACCGACAAGCUGGAUAAAUCAAUUAGUCAACUCCAGGAUACAAUUCAAACGAUUGAGGCUAAAAACAACGAGCUUCUGAAAAGACUUGACUAUCUAAAGUUGCAAGACAUCUCCAGGACAGACAAAGUGACCAGAGCUUAUCGGGACAUAUUCAACAGAGUCGACAUGGUGUUCAAGGAUCUCGAAAGAUACAAAUCAGGAGCUGGACGGAGGCUCAGGAAGCAAAUUGUCGAGGCCGAGCUCACUAGAAGACUCUCAACUAGUUUAUCAAGAAUGAGCUACGAGCAAGAGAAGAAUCGAAGGAAGCUCGAGACCCUUGUGCGGGAGCUGUGGCUCUUUGUGGAGGCCUAUCAAUUCUCUCAGAAACAAGUUGAUAAAGCUACAGUCUCGAACUCUUGGGCGAUGCAGAAUAUAAUAAGGUCGACAGACGCGAACGAUUCGCUUGUGUCUAAGUUCAAGACUACCUUACGAGGAUAUAAACGAUCUAUUGAUCACGCCCUUGAUACCCUGCGUGGCUCAGACGGUCUCGACAAUGACAGAUUGGCUAUGUCACUGGAACUUGGGGAGAGGGUCCAAAGAAGACUGAGCGCUGUUCAAAACCCGCCCAACUGUUCUGCGGCCAAAUACAUCGUUUGCCCACUAAAGCCGUGCGGCUUUGGUUGCGUUAUCCACCACUACGUCCAGUGCUUGAUUAUGGCCUACGCAACUGGUAGAGUGAUGGUAAUCUCCGACGAAAGCGGCCCCGACGAGAGGCAACCGUUUAAGGAUAUGAGCGAGACGUGCGCCAGUGAGAAUAUCACUGUCAUGGAAAAGUUGGAGGGGACUCGCAGCCAAGAACGUGUACUACGGCAUGUAAUUAUUGAGGAAGUUUCUGAGGAAGCCAGGAAGAUCAUGCCUUUGGCUAUACCUGCAGAUCUCGCUCCAAAACUAAAUUUAUUCCACGGAAAUCCAUCGGCUUGGUGGGUCGGGCAGUUAGCAGCCUACAUUAUGAGACCAACACCUGAAUAUCAGCAAGAGCUAAAUGAACUAACAGAGAGACUCGACUUGGAAGGUCUUUAUGUUGGAAUACACGUUCGUCGAACAGAUAAAAUAAUCGAGGCGGCGUAUCACGAACUGAAGGAGUACAUGCAGUAUGUGGAACAAUAUUAUGAAAACCUUCAAACUCCAGUCUUAAAGAGGAAAGUUUUCUUAGCGUCAGAUGAGAAUCUGAUAGACGAGGCGAGAUUAUCAUAUCCAAAUUUUACUUUCAUUCACAACCCGAACAUUUCAAUGGACAGGAACAGCAUGGACGGUUUCAAGGGACUGGUCACAGACAUUUUCUUCCUCGCCCAUUCGCAGUUCCUGGUCUGCACCUUUUCCUCCCAGGUGUGUCGGCUGGCCUACGAGCUGAUGCAGACAAUGCACGGUGACGCCUCAAACUGGUUUCGCUCCCUGGACGACAUCUACUACUUCGGCGGACAGACACACCACCUGGUCCGGGCCAUGGAGUCAAAUGAGGAGGGUGAGGACCUCGAGGGAAACAAGAUAAUAAAGUUAAGGAAGGGUGAUCUAAUCGAGACUGCGGGUAACCACUGGAAUGGUUUCUCCAAAGGAACAUUACUAAGUACUGGUGAAACAGGAUUGUAUCCUUCUUACAAAGUAGAAGAUGUGUUGGAGUAUGUCUGCUUGCCAGAUUUUGCAAACAUUUCUUCUCUCUUUCCAUUAGUAUAAGUUUGUAUAAGCUAAUUAUUGAUUUUUUUUUGUUGCUGUAUUAAAAAGCAUGUAAAAAUGAAA